This is a messenger RNA of Gigantopelta aegis, 9587 nucleotides long. Its product is annotated as receptor-type tyrosine-protein phosphatase H-like. The record is from RefSeq and is a predicted model, not a curated record. Gene Ontology annotation, molecular function: cadherin binding; protein tyrosine phosphatase activity. Bases 479 to 6337 code for a protein of 1952 amino acids. Gene Ontology annotation, biological process: angiogenesis; protein dephosphorylation. Lineage: Eukaryota; Metazoa; Mollusca; Gastropoda; Neomphalida; Peltospiridae. The transcript has 34 exons.
AAUGGGCGAGGCUUACCAGUCGGCGAUAUUCGAGUCGCUCCGCUCUCACUUACAUUUAUAACACCACAGACUCACGGACUUCUUUGAGGCCGAUAAACGUCACACGAAGUUGACGUCAACUUUGUCAUAUAUAUUUCACUACAGGACACGGGUGGAACUAACCGGGGAAAUAUUAUUUCUCAAAUUCCGAAGUGAGAGAGAAAACGGGACCGGCCACUGGCACUAGUCGCGUUGUGACGAUUGUGUUUUAACCCCGGGUCAAGUCAUCGGCGGUUUUCUUCGAGGAACGAACGAAUACGAGAAUUUCAGUCGGGAGUGCAAAAGGUGUGAUAACGCAAGUGAAAAACAAUCAUCAACAGGUUGGUUGUACACCUCGACGUGUAGGACUACUUUGGCUCAAUAGCUGUUGGAACUGGAAGAUAUGAAAUACUCGGUGUUGUGAUUUUGCACCGACAGUGGGGAGUACCGUGCGAAUACGAUGUUGCGAAUAUCAGCUGGCGGAGUGCUGUGUUUUGUACUACUACAGAUUCAGCUAAGUGUAAGCCAAGAAUUACAAGUAAACGUGACGUCAACUGAGUCCACUGCUACAGUACAAUGGAACGUUCUGUCGGAACAGGACACUCAUUACUAUCUCAAGUACCACAGAACUGGUGGAAUCUUCACAAGUGAUCUGACCUUCGAUGCUCCUUUCAGUGGCAGUCAGUUAACAGCUAAUAUAGAAGAUCUUUACCCAGGUGUCAACUAUUCGUUCUACAUCUUCAGAAAUGUGGAAGAUGGCAGUGGGAGAAUCUACAAAGACUCAUUUAACACAGUUCCGUUGCCACCUGAAAACAUCAAUGUGAUGGACCGUGGUUCGUCCAGUCUGUUGCUCAAGUGGGAGUCCGGCUACAACAGUUCACAGAAGUCCCACGAAAUCUCCUACAUAGAUGAUGAUGAUGUUGGGUCCAGCGCCACGGUCAGUGGGACGGAGUUCACCGAGUUCAACCUGACCGGACUGCAGCCUGGUCACAACUACAGCAUCGUCAUCGUGGCCACCAUCGGCAACAAGAAGAGCAACGACUCAGAGAUCUUUACAACAAUUACAGCACCUGGCCAGCCUUUGGAUUUCGUUGUCAAGGCGAAGAACACGACUCAUUUAGAGACGUCAUGGACUGCAGGAAAGGACAGCAUACAGGAUGGUUACUCAGUGAAGUUCUCCGAUCCGGGUAAAGAACCGGAGAACACCGCAUCAUGUGACAUGAAAUCACCAUGUGUGUUUGCACCGGGUGGUCUACCUGGCCAUCUGUUCACAGUCAAAGUGUACGCACACCGAGACAAUAUUCUUGGAAUUCCAGCAGUCACUGACCACAACACAGCACCAAAACCAGUAACAACCAUCCAAGGAACUGAAGGUGUGAGGAAUAUAUCAGUUUCGUGGGAUCCGGUAAUGCACACAGAAUUUGACUGGUACAGGGUGGAAAUUAUCAACACCGCCACGACAGUGAAAAGCAUUUAUAAUGUAUCGAAAGAUGUGACGUCUUUCUCCAAGUCCAAUCUCACUGGAGGCAAUGCUUACACCAUGCAUGUCUUCACGGAAACCGUUACUGAAGAAAGUGCUGGUGUUACAGAACUCCUUGUUGCAUUGCCCGAGCCAGUGCUGGAUCUGAAAGGGAAAGGCGAGAACACCACGUCUCUUGCUGUGUCGUGGACCAUUCCAAAGAACACUGUGUUCAAAUCCAUCCGAGUUCUAGUAACAAAGUCCGGUGGGGCCCAGUUCAACCUGACAUAUCCAGACACAACCAGUGAAAUCAUCAUAGGAAGUCUGUUGCCAGGCCUGAUGUAUGACGUCACUGUGUUUGUGGUGGCCAGUGCAAGAGAAAGUGCUGGAUCUACAGGACGGUUUGGAACAAAACCAUAUCCCCCGAUUAUUGAAUCAGUUGUUGCUGGUGAGACUGAUGUCAGCGUAACGUUAGUGCCACCAGUUGAGGGAAUGUUCGAUUACCUCACCAUUCAGAUACAGGGAAAUAACGAUAUUAGAAAUGUGUCUAAGGAUUCACCCACGGCUGUGUUUACCGGUUUGAGUGAAGGAACGGAGUAUGUUGUGAUGGCUCACUCUGUCAGUGGGCAGCAGACCAGUGACUCGGUCGACAGAAUAUUCUUCACCAAGCCACGACCACCCACAAAUCUAGAAUUAUCAGCUUUAAAUUCCACUACGGUGGAGGUAAAGUGGGGACCUCCAGACAGAGGGAGUGCAUCAAAUUACACGGUUACCAUGGUUCCCAUGGAUGGCAGUGGACAGUCGGCCACCAUUACAACUGCUGACCUGACGUGGACGUUCCAUGACAAGGAAGCAGGGCAGACAUACAAUGUUACUGUAGUUAGCAAUCUCGGGGGAAUCUACAGUGAGCCUGUUGUUGGGCAGGUCACAACUACUCCAUUUCCUGUUACCCGAAUUUGGGUAUCAGCAAAAGGAACCGAUUUUGUUGCUGUUCAGUGGGAAAAACCUACUGGCACGUCGUACGACUAUUUUAUGUACGACCUUCCUGCUGCCAACAUAACGCACAAAAAACUCCCUGAUUCUCAUAUGAAGGAAACCAUACAAAAUCUCGAACCCGGGACAGAUUAUAUGAUAGUUCUUUAUGUCGUUAGCCGCACUGCAUCGGGGGAGGAUCUGCUAAGUCCAGGAACAUAUUUUAAUUUCUCCACCUAUCCGACUUCUGUUGCGACUCUGUCCAAGGUUGAAGUAAACACAACAGGAAUCCAUGUGAACUGGACAAGACCGGCUAAUUCCUUCAACUUUGAUUUCUUCUACCUCACACUCAAUCCCAACCACGGUCCACAGCCUAAUGUCUCGCGUGGACCCUGUGAGAAUAUCACCCAUUGCUGGAUGGUGAACAAUUCAGAGACAUCAUGGUGGUUUGUGGGUCUUGAACCGGGUCAGAUAUACAACAUCUCCAUCAACACUUACAAACAGAGAGUAGCACAGAAAACCUGGAUCAUUGGGGUACCCACUUUCCUCAUGGUGGCCACACAACCUCUGCCUGUGUACAAUUUGACUGUUUCCCCUAAGAACACUGACACCAUUGCAGUACAGUGGUCAGCCAGCCUGCAGAGUCAACAAGAUAGGUUUAUUGUCACCUAUGUCAGCAGUAAUCAGACGAAGACCCAGAAUGUUCUGUUUGUUGUUGAGACGUCCGUGUACGAGACUAGCCAGGAGCAGCUACUCAGUGGCUACACGUACAACAUUUCGGUUAAAGCUGUAAGGGACAGCCAUGACGCCAAGUCUGAAAGUGACGAGACGUACGACACUACGACAACGUAUCCCCAGUCUGUUCUAAAUUUGGUUGCGAGUGUAUCAGGAACAACAAUGAUGCUGGAGUGGAAGACUCAGACCGCGGGCAGCCGACAGGACUACUUCCAGGUGGACUACAAGCCCGUGUUGCGGGACAGUGGCGCUGGCUUCACCCAUGUCAACGUGACUCAGUCCUCUCUCGAGGUCAUGGACCGCUACCCGGGAGAAAUGUAUAAGAUCUUUGUGUAUGCUGUCAGUCAGGGAAUGACAAGCAGCGCCCAGAUGACGAAUGCUACGAUUCCUCCAUUGCCACCAUCAAAUGUCAGUGUAAUCAAAGAGAAGACAACUUCCUCGUCUGUGACAGUGGGCUGGAAAUACGACUCCAGUAUCACCUUUACCCAGACGUGGAUUCUACGCUACUACAAUAAAUCGUUCCACUCACCUGAAGAAGAAGUGGAACGGUCUGGUGCACAGACUGACUAUGAGCACACGUUUAACAACAUGUUGCCUGGUGCCCUCUACAGUAUUGACAUCCAGAGCAAAGUGGAGGCAAAAUUAUCAGACAAAAUGACAGUUAAUGCGACUGUCAAUCCCGUUGUGAACACAGUUAUAUCCGAAGACGUUCAGCAAACCACCAACAACACAAUCUACUUCUCAUACACUGUUGAAGAGGCGGAUCUAUUUGACAAUUUUCGGUUUUCCAUUGCCAACAGCAGCAGCAUUCCACCCGUGCACCGACCAAAGGACAGCCAGGAUCGCACAGUGUCCUUCAUUGGCCUCGUGGGUGGGACCAUGUACGCCGUUGAAACCGUCACAGAGAUUCGAGGACAGACCAGCGAACCCAAGAAAGAUUUCAUCAGAACAGUUCCCAACAGUGUUCCGGUGAUGUAUUCGCCGACAGCGAACACGGUGGUGAUAACGUUUGGCGAGCUGCAGGGUAACGCGGAGCGGUACGUGGUUCAGUGCGAGAAGGGUGGGUCGUCAUGCUGGAACCAGGAAUACCCCGUCACCACUCCACAGGCCAUCGUCCGCAACCUCCGGCCGUUCACCCAGUACAACAUCAUAGUGAGCACCUUUGCCGGCAAAAAAAGCAAAUCACAGACGUUGUCAACAAAAACCAAAUCAGCAGCCCCAUCUGAAGUGAGGAACGUACAGCUAGAGGAGACGGAACUGCGUAAAGUGCGAGUCACGUGGGAUCUUCCAGAAUAUCUCAACGGAAUUCUCGAGUACUACUCGCUGUCUUUCAGUGGCAGAGAUCCAACAUUAAAUGAGCCCGUCUUUGACAACGGAACUAAGCAUAUUGAUAAAACACAAACCAUGUACAUCUUGGAAGGCUUGAAAGCAGGCUUCUUGUACACUGUUGAGGUACAAGCCUUCACAGUGGCCAUAGGUGAAGCAGGUCGGCACACAAUACAGCUUAAAGCAGACAAACCUGUCUUCAAGUCUGACUACGAUGAAGAGAAAGCCAAGCCACGUCGCGACAUAUCAGACGGUGCUGUCACUGAAGCGCAGUUAAAACUGACCUUCGCCAAUGCCUUCUCCGAUUUUAAUGGACGGGUAAUUGCGUACACUGUAAUCGUCUCGACAAACCCAGCUCUCUCCGACACCACAUCCUUACAGCUGCCUAGCUGGAAAGAUGCCCAAAAGGACUCGAAGAUUGUCGUUUAUCAAACCACAGGCAAUUGUACAGACUUCUUCUUGGAGGGUUCAACAUGUGGUAUGCCAGCAGCACGUCGAAAACGUGCCUCAGCUGAAAAACCUUUCAGACUCUUCACUGUUGGAGCAGACUCGAGUUGUUCUGAACAGAAGUACUGUAACGGACCUCUGAGGGCCGAGACGGGUUAUCACAUCAAGCUUAGAGCUUUCACAACAGCAGGCUUUGCUGAAACGGAAUAUUCUGAAAAAAUUACAACUGCUGGGAGCCCCAGUAAUGCUGGAGGAAUCAUCGGUGGUGUGAUCGCAGCGAUCGUCAUUGCUGCUGUCAUUGUAGUAGUAGUUUUCAUUUGGUAUCGCCGACGACAGCCCAAGAGAGCUCAGAAGUACCUCGGUGACCGCAGAGAGCUUGAAGAAGCAAGCAUGGCCAAGAUGAGCCGUCCCAUUAAAUUGGUUGAUUAUGGAGAACAUGUCAGGAAAAUGGCAGCCGACUCUGAUUUCCGAUAUGCUGAAGAAUAUGAGGAUCUGAAAGAAGUGGGGCGUGACCAGCCAACCCUUGCAGCCGAGUUCCCACCUAAUCGACCUAAGAAUCGCUUCACCAACAUUUUACCAUAUGAUCACUCGAGGGUCAAACUCCUUCCCACCGAUGACGAUGAGGGGUCAGACUAUAUCAAUGCUAAUUAUGUCCCGGGCUACCUGUCCAAGAGGGAGUAUAUUGCCACCCAAGGCCCACUGCCAUCAACACGAGAUGACUUCUGGAGGAUGGUUUGGGAACAGAACACCAGAAAUAUUGUCAUGUUGACCAAGUGUAUGGAGAAGGGGCGGGAAAAGAGUGACCACUACUGGCCUAACGAUUCGGAACCCAAGUUUUAUGGAGAUCUCCAAGUCUGCAUACUGAACGAAACCCACCUACCAGACUGGACUAUAUCCGAGUUCAAAAUGUCAUUAGGAGAUACUUCACGCCAGAUACGACACUUUCACUACAAGGCCUGGCCAGACUUUGGUGUUCCCAGAGAUCCAACGUCGCUGUUGAGAUUUGUUCGAACAGUGAGAGAGAAAUUGUUCCGUGAGGAAGGGCCUGUCGUUGUACACUGCAGUGCCGGGGUUGGCCGAUCAGGAACAUUUAUUGUACUAGACCACUGCCUACAGCAUAUUAAGGAGAAGGAUUAUGUAGAUAUAUACGGCAUUGUGUACAAGCUACGUAGAGAACGAGUACUUAUGGUGCAGACCGAGCAACAAUAUAAAUUCAUACAUGAGUGCAUACUGUGUGUGCUGGAAGGCCGGGAGGAUGAAGCUACGUACGCCAAUGUUGGUCAUGUCAAUGUUGGAUACGAUGGUAACAACAGUAGAAGCAGUGCUUUUGUUGAGAUCAGCUUUGAAGAUGAUGAAGGGAUUAACGUGGAAGUGAACUGAAAAAAGAGAAAGAUUUUAAGUCAAAAAUUAACAUGCUUAGUUUACAAAUCACAUGUUUAUUAAUUUGUCUGUUGAAAUUUAAAUAUAUUUGUGAAUCAUGAGAUUCAUUAUUAGAAUCUCUUGAAGAACAAAAUAAAAAUGCUCAAAUUUCAUUUUGCCAAAAUAUUUUAAUGUGAUGAAAGCUAUUAUAUUUGCUUAGUAUGUGUAUAGACACCUGUCUUUGAUUGUGUAAUGUAUUUCCAGUGAGAAUAUGCACAUGUGGAAUACCAAAUGAUUUGGGGGCGGGCAGUGGUAAUAUUUCAAAAUGCACAAUGGAUCUAUCUUUAAAUAGCAGCAUUGUACGUUCAUGUAUAUUAUGUUAAAACAGACAGCUAUAUUACUUUAUGUUUGUAAAGAAUCUAUUAUAAAAUUAAAUUAGACAAAAAUCUGCAUUUUAAGUAAGCUUUUUAGCCCAGACACCAUUUUAGAAAAGAAAGGAAAAAAACCUCCUGCCAGCCAUGAGGUUUUAAUUUUGAUUUAAGUAACUGAAAAUAUACUCGGAUAAUCAGAUGUCAUUUAUAUUCCAAUAUUUUGAUUCAAAUAACUUAAAAUAUACUCAGAUAAGCAGGUUUUCACUUUCAUAGUGCAAUUUUAGAUGAUCCUUUUGUCCAUAAGAAAAACGUCUAAUUUUGUUCAUAACAAACGACAAUGUCUUUAUUAUGGUAUUCUUGCUUACUGACCUUUCGUCUCUUUCUCUCCAUCAACAAAAUGUCAAUUUAAUCUCAUGUUAGACACCAAAUAGCCAUAGUUUAAUAUGUGCUGAGGUGUCAUUAAACAAACAUUCCUUUCUUUUAUUUUUACUGGUCUUUGGUUUUAAACAUUAUGGAGGAAUUUUUUAAGCACUCAGUGGAUCAUUGUCAGUCAUUUUCUUGCUACGCUGCAAGGGAGUUGUGUUAUUAAAAGUCUAUAGGUACGUGUACUGUAGUUAAAUGUUUGUAUACAAACCAGUGAUAGAAUUCUAUUCUACAGUGUAUAGCACAUACAGUUUACCAGUCCUAGUGUUACUGUUAGUCAAAUACUGGUGCUAGUGAAUAUGAGAUUGUUCAUAGAAGGAAAUGUGAUUGAGUGUAUCUGAGUCUAUAGACAGUAAUAUUAAUUAUACUCUGUGGAAUUUGUAUAACUGAAUGUAUUUGUCACAAGAAAAAACCGUCACAAGAAUUGUUGAUUAUAAGACUGUGGAAUUCGUAGAAUUGAUCAUGAUAAUGGUUGUGAUUUUUGUGGAAUAAUUAAUUUAUAUUAUCUGUAAAUUAAUAUUGAUUGAAUUUUUUUUCUUUAAUAAUAGGAUAAUUGAACAAAUACUUUAUAAGUUGUUGCUUUAUGCAUCACAUUAAUUGAUAACAGUUAAACCUCUGUUAAUCAAUCACUUAAGUAUAUAUAUUCCCCUCAAAAUAUUAUGCAAUAUAUGAUCAACAUGAUAAAUAAUAUGUAUUUUUAGUUGUAAUUAAAAUGAUACAUAUGUCAGAUAAUGUUAAAUUUAUGUCACUGACAUUUAGGGGAGUUUUGGCAGAGGAGGCGGUGUGUGUGAUAUAUUUUUGAUAUUGUUAAAAUAAGUCCACAUACAUUUACAGUUGGAAAAAUUAUUUAUGGAGAAAAGAACCUUAAGUUGCUUAAUAUUUUUGUGCGUGGAGUAUAUCUAAGUGACAGCUGACUGGUUAAUAGAGUAUACUAGUACGGUGAAACACUUUAAAACCAGACCCUCUGUAUACAGGAACUCCCUCAGAACACAACCUCUCUUACUCGGUCCCAUGGGCAUCUGGUUUACAGAGGUUUAACUGUGUUAAAUUAGAUAAUUUACACAAAUAAUACAAAUGGCACCUGUAGACAGGUGGCUGCUCAACAAAGGUUUGACUACAGGUAUAGUGUGUUUCGACUGAUGUUCAUUCCGUCAGCAAAAUUUUAAAAUGAUUUUUUUUUUUAAUUUAUAAUUGUAUAUUUUAAUACUGUGUACAUAGAAUUGAUUGUGGAAAUAUUUUUGUCAGUUGUAUAUAUUACUAUUUUUAAAUGUUUUAUGGACUUUUUACAGUUGCAAGAUGAUUGUAUGCAAGUUUUUAUUUACACACUAUUUAUAUUUGUGAUAUUUAGCUGUCUGUGUCAUAGUCCUCUUGUUUGUUCUGAAAUGUGUAAACAGAAGUGUGGUUGAACAAGAGUGAUCAUUAAAUUCUGUAUAGCCAAUUACGAAGUAGCAAUAUGAAGACUAAUUUUAAAUGCUAAUUGUUGUAUUUAAUUUAGCUUUAAAUGACUAUAUAUUACAAAAUAUAUUUGCCAAAUUCAAUCUCUGGAGAGAUUAUUUUAUUAUUAUUAUUAUUAAUGCUGUAUAUAUCAUGGCAGUUUUCAUAUCAGUAAAUUACUGCUGGAAUCCAAGAAUUUACUUUUGGUAUUUGAAUGAUUUUACAUUUUUUAAAGUUUUUUUCUCAGUGCCUCAUCUGUCUUAUUAAUAUAGUGCUGAGCUCAUGUUAGUAAUUAAUUUGAAUUUUACUGAAACAAAUAAAAAGCUGAAACAUUAUAACUCUAUUAUUAAAUGUUUUAAUACACAGACAAUGGCUUCAGGAAAGUUGUGAAUUUUGUGUGAUUGUGAGUUGAAUUAAGAGUUAUUAUUAGUCUUUUAGAUUGGUUGUCUUUUUACGCAUGUGUUUUUAUGUAUGUAAAUGAGACACCUGCAGUGCACUUCAGUCCGAAUGAGACACUUACUUUGCACUUCAGUCCGACUGUUAAACAGUGUGUUCUUUGUGUUUAAUAGUAUGAUAUUACACACCAGUUAUGUGAGUGUUGUAUUCUUUGUGCUUUGAACAUUGUACUAGUCACUGGGAUAAUGAAUGGUACUUAAGAUUUUAGGUAAAUGUAUUAUAUUGCAACAUAUUUACCUUUACUGAGAUUAUUUUUAUAAUAUUGAGAGGAUAAUCGCCAAGCUACCAUAUAUCAUCAAGUUUAUCAAUAUUUUUCAUUUGUAUGUGCUUUAGUGAGUGACAAAUCGAAAUUAUUUAAUGAGGGACAUAAACUUGUUAAUAACUGAUAUGGGUCUUAAUAUUAUAUUAUUACCCCAGCUUUGCUUUUUUGAAAACAAGCCAGAUUUUUAAAGAAAAACUGAAAAGUGUAGUAUAUUUCUGGGUUAUUUUGGAACAAUGACUGCUCUCUAUUAUAACUAAAAGACAAUUGAUGACAAAUACAUCUUUCUUGCACAUGUAUACUGAAAUAAAGAAAGAAGUUUGCCCAC